Mustela erminea (ermine) is the source of this 1305-nucleotide messenger RNA. It is a transcript of the gene TSPAN1, whose product is annotated as tetraspanin 1. Gene Ontology annotation, cellular component: membrane. Bases 164 to 889 code for a protein of 241 amino acids. Lineage: Eukaryota; Metazoa; Chordata; Mammalia; Carnivora; Mustelidae. The record is from RefSeq and is a predicted model, not a curated record. The transcript is spliced from 8 exons.
UUAAAAAGGCUGCCCCGCCUGCAGGUGAGCGGUGGAGCGGGAGAGCCAGCCCCGUCUCACUGCCUGCCCACUGGAGUGGCAAAUCCCUUGCGUAGGCUGUCCCCUCUGGAGCCUCAGCAGAGCCUUCCUUCAGAACUACCAAGAGCCCUGAACAGGAGCCACCAUGCAGUGUUUCAGCUUCCUUAAGACCAUGAUGAUCCUCUUCAAUUUCCUCAUCUUUCUAUGUGGUGUUGCCCUGUUGGCCGUGGGCAUCUGGGUGUCGAUUGACGGGGCGUCUUUCCUGAAGAUCUUCGGGCCGCUGUCGUCCAGUGCCAUGCAGUUCGUCAACGUGGGCUACUUCCUCAUCGCUGCCGGUGCUGUGCUCUUCGCUCUCGGUUUCCUGGGCUGCUACGGUGCUCAGACUGAGAACAAGUGUGCCCUCAUGAUGUUCUUCCUGAUCCUCCUCCUCAUCUUCAUCGCGGAGGUGGCAGCUGCUGUGGUCGCCCUGGUGUACACCACCAUGGCUGAACACUUCCUGACGUUGCUGGUAGUGCCCGCCAUCAAGCAAGACUACGGUUCCCAGAAGGACUUCACCCAAGUGUGGAACACCACCAUGGAAGGGCUCAAGUGCUGUGGCUUCAACAACUACACAGAUUUUGAGGGCUCUCCCUACUUCAUGAAGAACCAUACCUUUCCCCCGUACUGCUGUGCCGACAACGGAAAUGGCACCGCUGUAGAACCCUGCACCGAGGAGAAGGCUAAGGACAAGACUGUACAGGGUUGUUUCAGCCAGCUUCUGUAUGACAUCCGGACCAACGCUGCCACUGUGGGUGGUGUGGCAGCUGGAAUUGGGGGCUUGGAGCUGGCUGCCAUGAUCGUGUCCAUGUAUCUGUACUGCAACCUGAAAUAGUCUGCUUCUACCUCCGCCACCGCGGCUGCCACCCAGGAACCCGGGAGGGCACCCUGGCACUGCCAAGCAGCAGUGACUGGGGUGGGGACAGGAUCCAACGGUGUCACUUGGGCCAGAGAGGGCUGGCCUUGCUGCUCUGGACUUGGGGCCAAACAGGGGACGGCCCACUUCAGGCUGUGCCUGACUUUUCCUUCCAUGGGCGGGGGUGUGGGGACAGAAGCCCAUACUUCCAGUCUGUCCCUCAAACCCUUGACACCCUGUGGCACCCAGGGGUGCUCUUGGUGAUCCCAGCAGCCCCUGGGGGAUGAGAGAAAGACACCCCAUUGCACAGGCAUAUGUAAAACCGGCAGGCACUGGGCGGAGAUGUAGAAGGAACAACAGAACUCAUCACCCAAUUAAAAUGUCUCCAUUUGGAA